Chara braunii is the source of this 2274-nucleotide messenger RNA. The record is from the annotation of a GenBank genome assembly. Lineage: Eukaryota; Viridiplantae; Streptophyta; Charophyceae; Charales; Characeae.
GAUUGGCGUGCAUAAGCGAUACCUCAGGCAUGGAGAUUGCGGGCCAGGUCUCUACUACGAAUUGCGAAAAACAAAAUUUUGUCAGAGGUGAUCAGCGCCGUGCAGACACGAAGAUUUCAUUUCGUAGGCGAAGAGUUGGUCAUGACAGCAUCCAAGUUGAUCAGACACAAAGUCCUGGACAGUGGAUGGAUGUGGUAGCGGCAAGUACGUGCGCGAUCCACAGUGCUGUGGGAAGGCCAUCACACACACAGACACACACCCCACAGUAGCCCCCUCACUGUGCUUUUUUUGGGGGAGGCCAUCACACACACAGGCACACACCCCACAGUAGCCCCCUUACUGUGUUUUUUUUUUUCUGAGUUAUUGCAGACUGUUGACAAAGAGGGGGGGGGGAGGGAGGGGGGGGGAGGCGUGAAGAUGAAUUUCAUGGACUAUCUUGCCUCCCUGCCAGCUAAUCAGUUGGAUGGGCUGUAUGAGAGUCACUGGACGUGCCAAGCGGUCCUGAGGUCUCUCCCCCCUUUAGGAAAACUGUAUGUCCUUCGGCUGCUGUACAUCGACCAACCCAUUUCCGGAAAAGUUGUGUCGGAUUGGGCGAAGCCGGACGCUUUGAGCAAGCAUGCCGUCGCGGUCGAAAGAUUGCAGAAAAUGCGAGUCCUUCUUGAAACGCGCGAAAAGGCCGGCAAAAAGGAGGUGGUGUCGUGUCAGUUGAAUGCUGUGUUCCAGAGGAAUCUGCGUCACGCGCUGAGCGUCGGGGCUUGUCCGUCGAGAGAGCCUGCGUCGGUGAAAGCCGGCGCGCGCAUGCUCGCAGCCUCGGAACUCGACGAGUAUGCGGACAGACAGUGGGACACGGUCCUUCUGGAGCUGGUAGGUUCUGGCGGAAGCUCGUAUCCGAUCGUGACGGAGACGUUCCAGCGCGCGGGUCUGAUUUCGUCCAAGGAAAGCGGAGGCCAGAUAACAGAGCUGGGAUUCCAGUUUCUGCUGGCGGACAAGAGCACGCAGCUGUGGACGGUUCUUCGCGAGUAUGUCGCGGCAGCCGAGGACCGGGGAAUGGAUACGCCGAAUCUGAUCCGUUUCCUCUUGGAGCUAGGAUUUCUCGAUGUCGGCCGACCUUAUGGCACCGCCGAUUUGACGUCCAUGGAGUCCAAGAUGGUGGAGGAGCUCGCCCUCCUCGGCCUGGUGAAGCUUCAGAAGGGAACGAGGGAGAGUUGGUUUAUCACGACGCGGUCGGCAUCGAGUUUAUGUGCCGGCCUGUCGGCAGAGUCCAACUCCUUCCACACAAUAGAAGGGUUCAUUUUAGUGGAGACCAACUUCAGGGUGUACGCGUACACGUCGUCAAAGAUGCACGUGGAAAUCCUCAAGCUGUUUGUGAAGGUCGAGUACCAGCUGCCCAAUCUUGUUGUGGGCGGGAUUUCGAGGGAGAGCGUCAACCACGCGUUCGCAUGCGGGAUCACCGCCGACCAGAUCGUGUCGUAUAUGCAGAAGCAUGCACACCCGAAGAUCGUGCACCGCAUUCCGGUGCUUCCGGAGACGAUUGCUGACCAGGUACGGCUGUGGGAACAAGACCGUAAUCGUGUGAAAGCGACAUCCGCGGUCUGCUACGAGAACCUACCAACCAAGGACCUGUACGACGCGGUGGUUCGGCAUGUGCGGAGCCUUCGCGGGCUGUUAUGGGAGCAGCCCGGGCAGCGGCGACUCGUUGUCCGGGCCGAGCUUCAUGAGGAGGUGAGGAAUUUCAUGCGCAAGUACGCUAGUAGUAGAGGUCAGUAGUUCGUUCCUUCUUCUCCUCAAAUUGUAUGCUGCACCCAUUCUACCACUCUCAAGGCUGCAAUACUGCAAGGUGAGUAGAGGAGAUGGGUUUGCAAUUUUUUUUUGCACGUUUUAAUUACGAAAAAACUUCUUCUGAGUGUCCUCCAAGAGACGCAAUUCGGCAUGCUGAGUGAAGAUGUGUGGUGAGUCAUUUAGGAACGAACCAUGCGUUGUCACUUGAAUCCCUCUCCUGUAUGCGCGUGUGUUUGCACACAAGAGAGAGAGAGAGAGAGAGAGAGAGAGAGAGAGAGAGAGAGAGAGAGAGAGAGAGGCUGGCAGACAGACAGGCAGACAGACAGACAGAGGUAGACAGGAAGACAGACAGGUAGACAGACAGACAGCAGGAGACAGAGGUAGAUAGAUAGAUCGAUCGAUAGAUAGCUAGACAGAGAUAGGCAGGGAAGAUGGGAGAGUAUCUUGGAAUUCUGUUUCAAAAAUUGGGUGUUUCCGAGCAUCCAAUUUGAUGAG